AUGACAGAUCAAUUUGGGAAACAAAAUUCAUCGUUGCUAAUUGUUUAUACUCAUCAAAAAAUAGACCAAAAGCAUUGGAACGGAAAUUUCGUCAUUGAAAUAACUAAAGAAAAUAUAAUACUUUACGAUGCUGAUUAUAGUGUGCAAGCAACAACUUGGAAACCGUUUUCGGCUGUUGGCCCAAGUCGUAUUGUAUUCUUACAGAAAGAACCGGAUGAAAUUAUCAGUUAUAAAUUAAGUUGCUUAUGCUCGAAAAAAUACAUGCCUUACAUCGAAGUUUCAAGUAAUUUCGGAACUUUGGCUUGUAAUUCUCGCAAAAAAAUACGAAUCCAUGCCAACGAUUGCAUUAUCCACAAUGCGAUAUUAAAAAUGAUUUUCGAAGGGACGAAUAAAGGACAAAUGACAAAAUCAAUACAAACUUCCUUUCCACCGCCAUAUGCUCUUCCAAUAACGCUUGAAAAUUAUAUGAAAGGUAUUGGUUAUACAGAUGCAAUAGCUGGUAUAGAAUAUAAUAAAUCAGAAGAAAAAUCAUUUAUGGAACGAUUGAUAUUAAUGUUGGUACCACUGAUCCUAGAAACAACACCGUCCAAUUAUCUAAAAUAUGACGUUGAUGGUGUUAAAAUCCUUUGGGAAUCUAAGAAACAAAGAGUUGCUCUAACGCGUCAGUAUGUCGAAAUAUUUAAACAGAAAGUAAUUAGCAAUUAUACGUUUAAAAAUUGCAAUAACUUUGAUUAA
This is a messenger RNA of Cercopithifilaria johnstoni, 735 nucleotides long. Lineage: Eukaryota; Metazoa; Nematoda; Chromadorea; Rhabditida; Onchocercidae. The record is from the annotation of a GenBank genome assembly.